AUGGCAUAUGAUCGAGACGAGUUCGUUCGUCUUUUGACAGACUAUUACAACUUCUGCAACCGCACUUUCUGGAAUGCCACUAUCGCGCAGGCUCCCGCUGGUGGGUGGCCUUCGAUCAACCAGGAGACAUUGGCCAACCUCAAAAAUAACGACACAGUCAUUGACCUCUUCCGCCACAUCCCCUACGUCGAAUAUGUCGAGAAAGAUCUCAUUCAUGCGCCCCUCGUCAUGAAGAACACCCCUGUCAUCGACUACCGCCACGAGGACGUCCAGAAGAAAAUCCGCGAGGGCGAGAUCGAAGGCAUCGCUGCGCCUUUCACCGGCCGAGACCCCGCGAUCCCGCCUUCUUGUGCGUGCAUAGCUAUAUGCAGGGGCAGGAGCGGUUAUCAAGUCGUACUAGACACUGACGACGGCUACAUCUACUGGGGAGACCCGGAAGGACAGCACGAUGAGCCCGCGCCCGAGCUGAAUAGCAGUCUGGCACGGUUCGAGGGCGACGAUGCCAACGAGUGGCGCGCCGGUUUCAAUGUGUAUGAGCCUGCUGACUUUUUCACGAUCUGCAAGGAGAGGUUCCGGGAGAUGAACUGGAUCGGGCUUGGUCCAUGGGAUAUGUCUGUCAUGAAGCAGAACAUGGGUUGGGAAUACGAGUCCGAGCCCGACUCUGAUUCUGACCCCGAGGAUGAUUUCAGCCAUAACAAGCUAGCUAGGAAGAUGACGAAGGCGGGCUGGCCUGGUGACGGAGAAGGCCGGGACUGGGACCGUCCCAAGUUUGAGAGGCUGGUUGAGCAGGGCAAUAACGAGGAAGAGUAG
Molecule: messenger RNA, 810 nt
Organism: Colletotrichum phormii
Lineage: Eukaryota; Fungi; Ascomycota; Sordariomycetes; Glomerellales; Glomerellaceae
Exons: 1
Coding region: 1-810 (269 amino acids)
Source: RefSeq, a predicted model, not a curated record